AUGAUCAACAGGCAGUGGCCACAGCGCGGUCCGCAGGCGGGCCGUGGCGUGAUUCACUACUACGUGGAUCCGACGGUCCCGGAGCCCUUCCAGGCGGCCACGAAGGAUCGGGGCGUGCUCCUGUGGCAGCCUGCGUUCGCGGCCGUGGGCCUCGAGAUCCAGGCGCACACGCGCGGCGAUCCGGACUGGCCCAAGGACUACGACGUGGCCGACAUCUCGGCUUCAACACCAUAUCUUGGGCAGCCGGCGAUGGGGAGAACGUCUUUGCCAUUUCGAAGUCCGUCGUCGACCCGCGCUCUGGCGAGAUCCUGA
Molecule: messenger RNA, 312 nt
Organism: Prorocentrum cordatum
Lineage: Eukaryota; Dinophyceae; Prorocentrales; Prorocentraceae
Source: the annotation of a GenBank genome assembly